Molecule: messenger RNA, 2731 nt
Organism: Physcomitrium patens
Lineage: Eukaryota; Viridiplantae; Streptophyta; Bryopsida; Funariales; Funariaceae
Biological process (GO): cysteinyl-tRNA aminoacylation
Cellular component (GO): cytoplasm
Molecular function (GO): ATP binding; cysteine-tRNA ligase activity
Source: RefSeq, a predicted model, not a curated record
CCCCCCCCCCCCCCCCCCCCCAGUAGGUUUCUCUUGCGGCUCUUCUCUUGUUGCUCUCAUGUGUGCACGGAGCCUCGAGCUGUAGAUUUGUGCUUCGGAGCAAGGCCUUGACCGUUGCGUGCGGGGAGUAAUGGCGCCUGCCUCUGAUGCCCCUGGUGAUGGAGAGAAGCGAGGGUUGAUGGUUAACAACUCGCUCUGCAAGGAGAAAGUCCCAUUUUUCACUAAGGACGGAUCCCGGAAUGUGACGUGGUACAUCUGCGGGCCAACUGUGUACGACUCAUCCCAUGUCGGACACGCGAGAAAUUAUGUGACUUUUGAUAUCAUUCGACGGAUACUCGAGGAUUAUUUUCACUACAAUGUGAAGUAUGUUAUGAAUGUCACCGAUGUGGAUGACAAAAUUAUCAAUCGCGCGAGGAGAAAUUAUCUCAUGGACCAAUAUCGCAGUGGUGCAAUUGAUUUGAAUAAGGUGAUUGAAGACUUGGAACGUGCUAUGGAGGAAGAGCUGGUCAAGCAACAGAAAAAGAUAUCAGAUACAGAAGGAGGGCUGGAGAAAGCCACCUCGUCGAGACAAAAAGACGACUUGGCAGAUAGAGUGAAGCAGGAGCAGUUAAAAGUCACUAAGAUCAACGAGGCAAGGGAUUUGCUACAAGGUCAAAAAGAAGAAGCUAGGAAGUUAGGAGGAAAGGAGGGAAUUAACAUGCUCCUGGGAGGGAGUGCGGCUGAUAGUUUGGCAUCUCAAUUGGAUGCUAGGCUUGGGGCAACAGUAACAGAUCACGCUAUUUACAAGAGUCACACUCUCAAGUAUGAAAACGAGUUUUGGGAUGAUAUGACAGCCUUGGGGUGCGGCUAUCCCGAUGUACUUGUGAGAGUGACUGAGUAUAUGGAUAAAAUUAUUGAAUACGUGGAAGUCGUUUUGGCAAAUAAAUUUGCUUAUGUGGCUAAUGGGAGUGUUUAUUUUGACACCAAAGCGUUCAGAGAGGCAGGCCACCAGUAUGGAAAGUUGAACCCAGCUGCUGUCGGCAGCUCAUUGCUGGCCUCUGAGAGUGAGUCAAAUUUUGAGACUUCUGAAAAAAGAACCAGCUGCGAUUUUGCAUUGUGGAAGAAAAGUAAGCCUGGAGAACCUGCAUGGGAAUCCCCUUGGGGUUUGGGACGCCCAGGUUGGCACAUCGAGUGUUCUGCAAUGGCCAGUGAUAUACUGGGUGAUAACAUGGACAUUCAUUCUGGAGGACAUGAUUUGCAGUUCCCACACCAUGACAACGAGCUGGCUCAAUCUGAGGCGUACUUCCACUGUCAUGAAUGGGUCAGAUACUUUUUUCACUCUGGACAUCUGUCUAUUGAUGGGUUAAAGAUGUCGAAGUCUUUGAAGAACUUCAUAACGAUUAAGGAGGCACUGACAAAAUAUACAGCAAGACAGCUACGUAUGCUUUUUGUUAUUCAAAGUUGGGACAAGUCGAUAAAUUUCAGUACAACUGUUGUGAACGAGGCUCUACAAAAAGAGAAACAGUUCAAAAAUUUCUUCGCUAAUGUGGAAUCUUAUUUGAGGCAGCAUCCAAUGGCGGGAAUUCAAAGGCCAGGAGAUGAUGAGAAGCAAUUGUUCAGCAGGGUGGACCAAGCACAAAUCAUGGUGCGGGAACGUCUAGAAGACAACUUUGAUACCGCGGGUGCUGUUACAGAAUUGCUUACCUUAGUCAGAGAUGUGCACUCCUACAUUGACAAGUGCAAGUCGGCAAAUGGAAAACCGCAGCCUUCGCUGUUGAAAAAAGCUGCGAUUUUUGUGACGAAAAUUCUUGUUGUGUUUGGUUUGUCGGAUGCGAAGAACGACGAGAUUGGCUUCGGCAGUACUACAAGCCAAUCUGGCUCAACUGGCAAUCUUACAACUGUUGUGGCUCCAUAUGUGGAUGGAUGGGUGUCACUUCGUGACAGUGUGAGAUCUGCUGUCAAAAGUAAUGCUUCUCAGGCAAAAUUGAUGGAGCUAACCGAUAAAGUCCGGGAUGAAGACAUGGUUGAUGCCGGAGUAUGUGUUGUGGAUGAGGGCAACACAUCUACUUGGAGAUUAGACGACCCACAGGUGUUACAAAGAGAGCGUGAUGAACGAAGACUGAAGGUGAAGGAGGAGAAAUUGCGUGUCCUUCGACAGAAAAGGCUGCAGAAGGCGAAUUUGCUUGAAAAGCAUGAAGCAUCUUCCACUUCACCACAAGAAAUCUUCAAGACCAAAGACGAGUACAAAGACUUUGCUUUUGAUGAGCGUGGUGUACCCACUCAUGACAAGGGCGGGAAAGAGCUGCCAAAGAAUGCGAAGAAGAAAUUUGAGGCAGCUUACAAAAAAGCUGUAACUGAUCACGAAAAAUUCAAAGACAGCUUGGUGAAAGAUCCGCAUUUUUUACAGAACUUGCGGGCGGAAUUGCAGGAGAUAGUUUCUCAAAUUCUACGAUUAGAACAAGAUAGAUAACAUCUAUGACCAUUAUUCCAUCGGAUGUUUUAUGUUCCUAUUUGACGUUGGAGUUAGAGAUCCAACACAACAGUCUCUUACAGUCAGAUUUGCAUAGAAUGCGUCCAUCUCUGGAUUGGUCAUGGUCAUCAUCUCGCUGGUCAUGGAUUCAUGAUCAUGCGCAUGGUCAUCAUCUCGCUGUCCAUUCCUAUUGUUUCGAAUAAUCUACAGUCCCAUUCAUUGCAUGCGAUUCUACCAUAUCUUAACUCAGGUAUGAAUCUCUGGAUUGUAUGCAGUUUCCAA